Messenger RNA from Symsagittifera roscoffensis, 647 nucleotides. RefSeq lists its product as uncharacterized. The transcript has 2 exons. Lineage: Eukaryota; Metazoa; Xenacoelomorpha; Acoela; Convolutidae. The record is from RefSeq and is a predicted model, not a curated record. The coding region runs from base 6 to 602 and encodes 198 amino acids.
UAGCGAUGCCGACCCGAAAGCAGUACUUUUUGAGUGGCAUGAAAGAUUGGCACUCGAAGAUGAAGAUUGAACUCUCGAAGGAGAAAAUGAUCAAUUUCAACCACGCACUCUUCAAAUCCAACGACAAAAACUGGACCGAAACUUCCACAAUUUUCCAGGAAACAUACGAAUCGCUAUUUAAAGAGAGCAAGCUGGACCAUCUCAUAGUUUGCAUGGCCCUGGAAAAUGCAGAGCGAUCAGCAGUCGAUUCGACCAAGCGAGCACUGGGCCGAAUCUUUUCAUGCCUCCACCACGACCCAUCAGUGCUCAUUCUAUUCACCGGCACUUCUGAGAAAACACUGGACGGCGAGAAGCCGGGGUCCGAGUUCAGCAUUUACCAGCGUCGCAACAGCGUCACAAACACCAUCCAUUGUCACAGGGCCAGAGAAGUUUCAAUUGACAAUGUGAACAGUGCUCUGUUUUGGACUGUGCACAAACAUUUGAAGAAGAUUUGUGGCGUCGAUCCACAAGUCGUUGAGGAACUGCAGCCGUUUCACAAUUCGAGAUCGGAAUUGAAAUUCGGAAAAGACUAUUCAAUCAAUGUUGUCUCCCAUGAUUUGUAAAUUUAUUCUCCAAGUUUCAAAAAUCAAUCAUCUUAUUUUGUGUAA